GCAAGGUGCCGGGAGGCGCAAAAAGACGUGGGGUGGGGGGUGGGGGGUCAGCUGUCCUGGGGCCGGAGCGCCAGGCGCGUUCGUGGGUGCAUUCUGAGCAUUGCGGAGCCGGAUAACGCGGGAGCAUCCCCGCCCCUCGGACCAGGCGCGGGGAGCAAGGGGUCAGGCCGCAGUCAGACGCGGUGCGUCCCGCCCACCCCAGCCUUAGGGAGCCCGCGGUUCGAGUCCUGGCCUUGGUGUGAUUCGCUGCGGGGUCCCGGCCGGGCCCUUCCCUCUCUGGGCCUCGGUUUCCCCAUGCUCAAGGUCUCGGCGAGUCCGGGCUCUCGGUCCUGCGCGGCCCCCAGCCCACAGGCUGACACGCCCGCCGCGGCACGGGCCCGGCAUCGGCCCCUCCCCCCGCGGGAGCGCGGACGCUCACGAGCGCGCUCGCACCUGGCCGCCGCUGAGAGCGAGGUUGGAUGGGCGGGGCCUAGAAGCUCCGCCCACCCCGCCCCGCUUGGCCAAUCGGAGGGGGCGGAUGGCCCCGUGCGGGGCGACGCGCUGGGGGCGGGGCCAACUGGGGCUGAGGAGAGAGCCCGCGGGCGGGCAGGCGGGCCGCGGGAGGCGAUCGGGCGGCGGCGGAGGCGGCGGCGGCGGCGGCGGCAGUGGGUCCCAGAACAGCGCCGCAGCGCGCCGCCGGCUCCCACAGGCCGGCCAGGCUCCGCAGCCCGCCGCAGCCGCCGCCUCGCCGCUGAGGGCCCGAGAGUGCGGCGGCGGCGCGCGGCCUGUGAGGGCGGCGGGCGCGGCGCCGAGCGUCCUGUCAGGCGGCGGAGGGCGUCGCGGACCCGCGUCGCGAUGAUGCCGAUGAUAUUAACCGUGUUCUUGAGCAACAAUGAACAAAUUUUAACGGAAGUUCCCAUAACACCAGAAACAACGUGUCGAGAUGUUGUGGAAUUUUGCAAGGAACCUGGAGAAGGUGGUUGCCAUUUAGCCGAAGUGUGGAGGGGAAACGAGCGUCCCAUACCCUUCGAUCAUAUGAUGUACGAACAUCUGCAGAAGUGGGGGCCACGAAGGGAAGAAGUGAAAUUUUUUCUUCGCCAUGAGGAUUCCCCAACUGAGAGCAGUGAACAAGGUGGCCGUCAGACUCAAGAGCAAAGGACCCAGAGAAAUGUAAUAAAUGUACCUGGAGAAAAACGUACUGAAAAUGGGGUCGGUCAUCCGCGUGUUGAGCUGACCCUCUCGGAGCUCCAGGACAUGGCAGCCAGGCAGCAACAGCAGAUUGAGAAUCAGCAGCAGAUGUUGGUUGCCAAGGAGCAGCGCCUGCACUUCCUGAAGCAGCAGGAGCGCCAUCAGCAGCAGUCUGUUUCGGAGAACGAGAAGCUCCAGAAGCUGAAGGAGCGUGUGGAGGCCCAGGAGAACAAACUGAAGAAGAUCCGUGCCAUGAGGGGACAGGUGGACUACAGCAAGCUCAUGAACGGCAGCCUGUCUGCUGAGAUAGAGAGAUUCAGCGCCAUGUUCCAGGAGAAGAAGCAGGAAGUGCAGACGGCAAUUCUGCGAGUCGACCAGCUCAGCCAGCAGCUGGAGGACCUGAAGAAGGGAAAGCUGAACGGGUUCCAGCCCUACAAUGGCAAGCUGGCGGGGCCGGCGGCUGUGGAGUUAAAGAGACUGUACCAGGAGCUGCAGAUUCGUAACCAGCUUAACCAGGAACAGAAUUCAAAACUGCAGCAGCAGAAGGAACUUUUAAAUAAGCGCAACAUGGAGGUGGCCAUGAUGGACAAGCGCAUCAGCGAGCUGCGCGAGCGUCUCUACGGGAAGAAAAUCCAGCUGAGCCGUGUGAAUGGCGCGUCCUCGCCGCAGUCUCCCCUGAGCACCCCCGGCAGGGUCGCUGCAGUGGGGCCUUACAUCCAGGUCCCCAGCGCGGGCAGCUACUCGGCCCCGGGGGACCCCGUGAAGCCCCAGUCUCUCACUGUUGCUUCGGGGGCCGCCCACGGAAGGCCCAAACCUGCGAGCGACGGGAACUGGCCCACACUGAAGCAGAGCGUCAGCCCUGCCGUGAGAGCCACACAGACCGCUAGCGUGGGCCGGACGGACUCGAGUGCGGAGGGGCCUCUCCAGCAGGGCACCGUCUCCAGCCAGCCCGUGCCCUUGUCGGCUCUGGGAGCCCCGGAGAAGCUGGUAGGCCGCUGUCGUGACCCCGGGACACACCCCCCGGCCAUGUGCUUGUUUGCGCUCGUCUUCACUGAGGGGAGGGGGUGA
Molecule: messenger RNA, 2235 nt
Organism: Phyllostomus discolor (pale spear-nosed bat)
Lineage: Eukaryota; Metazoa; Chordata; Mammalia; Chiroptera; Phyllostomidae
Gene: PPP1R13B
Product: protein phosphatase 1 regulatory subunit 13B
Exons: 10
Coding region: 295-2235 (646 amino acids)
Biological process (GO): regulation of apoptotic process; negative regulation of cell cycle; apoptotic process
Cellular component (GO): nucleus
Molecular function (GO): transcription factor binding; p53 binding
Source: RefSeq, a predicted model, not a curated record